Messenger RNA from Strongyloides ratti, 1233 nucleotides. RefSeq lists its product as hypothetical. The transcript has a single exon. Lineage: Eukaryota; Metazoa; Nematoda; Chromadorea; Rhabditida; Strongyloididae. The record is from RefSeq and is a predicted model, not a curated record. Bases 1 to 1233 code for a protein of 410 amino acids.
AUGACAAAUGAUACAAACUUUAAAAUAUCUUCUACCAAUAACAUUAGUCAUGGUGGUUUAAUAUUGUCAAAAAUUAAAAAAUUUUCUAAUGUUUUACAUAAAAAAAUAAAUGAUAAGAAACAAAAUUUUACCAUUUAUAAGGAAGAAAAUAAUAAUACUUUAAGGAUAGAUAAAAAUACAUCAAGUAAUGAAGAUAUAUAUCGAAAUAAAAAAUUAACAAAUCAAAGAUUAACUGAAACAUUUCCAAGAUCUUUGAUUGAAGAAUUACCAAGUAAAAGUAUGAAUAAUAAGAAUAAAAAUUUGUCUGAUUAUCAUUAUCGAACUCCUCAAAAACGAUCAACUGAUUAUAUGGUUAAAGAAGUUGAAAAUAUUAAAAAUGAAAAUAACGAUUUAAAUAAAUUUAAUGCUGAAACAAAUUCAGGAUUAUACACAUCAUUAGCAAUAAUUUUUGGAAUAAUUUUUGUUCUUAUUAUAAUAGGUACCAUAACUUAUGGUAUUAUUAAAGUUAAGAAUAAAAAAAAAAUGGACAAAAAAAAGAAAUUAAAAAGUAGAUCGAGUAGACGUAAUAGUAAAAAAAGUGGCAGAAAAGGUGGUAGAAAAAGUAAGAAUGUAAAUAAAUCAAGAUCUAAAAAAAGUACAACAAAAAGUCGAUCAAAAAAUAACAAAAAAUCAAGAUCACGUAAAAAUAAGAAAGAAAAAUUAUCUAAAAGUAUAAGAUCUCGGACAAUUGAUGGUAAAGAAACUAUGAAAAUUAAUGAUAUUUCAUAUCCAAAUGGUAUACAACAACCAAAUUUACAACCAUUUUCAGCUGAUAAAAAUAUUCCAUUAAAUCCAAUUAAUAAUUUACAAGGAAAUGUAGGAGGUUAUCAAAAUUUAGUACGACAACAGCCACAAAUUAAUUCACCUGGAGUUAUUUGUAAUAAAAAUGACCAAAAUAAUUUACAAACACCUGUAAUUCAACCAUCAAGUUAUACAUCAGUUGAGUUGCCAAAUGUUCAACAAAAUAUCAAAACUUCUUACUAUAAUAAUCAAAAUCAAUUAGAUCUUAAUAGUAAUAAUAAAAAAGAUCAAAAUAUUCAUAAAUGUACAUGUCAUUACGGGAUGACUCUUGAUCAAGUUAUUUAUAUAUCGUAUGGAGAAGAUAAUUGGCAGAAGGUAAAAGAUAAUGAUACACUUUCUUGUUUUAGUUUUCAAAUUCCAUCUAAUUAUUCAAUAAAUCAUAACACAAUGUAA